Molecule: messenger RNA, 866 nt
Organism: Sapajus apella (tufted capuchin)
Lineage: Eukaryota; Metazoa; Chordata; Mammalia; Primates; Cebidae
Product: paraneoplastic antigen-like protein 8B
Exons: 1
Coding region: 108-713 (201 amino acids)
Source: RefSeq, a predicted model, not a curated record
CUGUAAGCCCUGAGGGUGGCUUUCCAGGGUGGCAUUGACUCUGCACUGCAGCCCACCCCAUCUCAGGCUCCUUCCUGCCCCAAGAUCAGCGUCCAGUGGGCCGCACCAUGGCCAUGAGCCUUCUGCAGGACUGGUGCCGGGGCCUGGACGUGGACGCGCACAGGGCCCUGCUGGUCACCGGCAUCCCGGAGGGCCUGGAGCAGGCGCACGUCGAAGCCGCCCUGCAGCCCUCCCUCCUGCCCCUGGGCACGUUCAGACUGCGACGCAUGAAGGCCUUGACGAACGAGAAGGCCCAGGCUGCCCUGGUGGAGUUUGUGGAGGACGUCAAUCACGCUGCCAUUCCCAGGGAGAUCCCGGGCAAGGAUGGGGUCUGGAGGGUUCUGUGGAAGGACCGUGCGCAGGACACGAGGGUCCUGAGGCAGAUGAGACGCCUGCUGCUGGAUGACGGGCCCCUGGGGGGGGCCGCCCACCCCUCCCACUUCGGAGGCCCAGGCCCAGGGGUCAGGACAGUCAUCAAGAAAAGUGUCCACCCUCCCGGGGCUACAAGAAUAGUAGCAAGAAGAGGAGGGGUCACAGAAAUUGAGCCAGAAGCUAAAAGAGGGCCCGAAGGACGUGUCCAUUUCCCCUGGCAAAGAAGGAAUCCGAGGAAGUUUCUCAGGAGAGCUUGGACAUCAAGAUCGAGGAGGCAGAUGAGGGGGCUUGAGCAGAGAUGACAAUGACAGCAGGUGUACCCAACACUCCAGGCAGCAGUCGGAGGGCAAGUUCACAAGAAGUGGGCCUUCUGAAGCUACAAGGACGAGGCGGACGGUCCCAUGGAGUUCUUGGCCCUGGUGACCAGGACAGACAAAGCCCAACAGGAGGAGAUG